Molecule: messenger RNA, 3379 nt
Organism: Alexandromys fortis (reed vole)
Lineage: Eukaryota; Metazoa; Chordata; Mammalia; Rodentia; Cricetidae
Product: retinoic acid early transcript 1E-like
Exons: 5
Coding region: 38-775 (245 amino acids)
Biological process (GO): immune response
Cellular component (GO): external side of plasma membrane
Source: RefSeq, a predicted model, not a curated record
UUCGCACUGCAUCACAGCUGAGUCUGGGGAAGAAACCAUGGAGAUGGCAGUCACCAAGCUCAUUUACUGCCACCUGAUCCUGCUUCUCACUCUGCUGCCUGUCUGUCUGUGUGCAGGGCUGGAUGAUACAUACUAUAUUUAUUUCAACUUCACUAUCAAGGCUCGUUCCAAGCCCUGGUUUGAAGGGCAGUGCUCAGUGAAUGGAGAACCUAUCCUUCGGUAUAAUGAAAGUAAUUUCACACCUUUGGGUGACCAUGGAAAGGUGAUAUAUAACACCAAAGCAUGUACAGAUUUCAGCCAACGUCAGAAAGACAUUGGAGAAGAGAUGAAAAAUCUGAUACUUAACAUGAAACGAGAAGCAGACAAGAUCAUUGGCCCUCACACCGUGCAGGUCACUAUGGAAUCCCGAUAUGAAAAAGGAGAACUCACUGAUUCCUCCUGGAAGUUCACCAUGGAUGGACAGAAUUUCUUCUGCUUUAGUCCAAAGAACAAGACUUGGGGAGUGAUGCAUGAGGAAGCCAGAGGUAUCAUGGAGAAAUGGGAGAAAAACGGAGAUCUACAAAAACAUCUAGAAAAGUUCUCCAUGUGGGAUUCCCCACACUGCUUCAAGGAAUUCUUAGAGCUCUGGAAGGAAAUGCCAAGUUCAACAUCAAAGACACUAGAUACCACCUGGUUUCCAUCUACCACCCCACUUUCUUCUUCUACCACCCAGUCUCCAUGUAUUGCAGUGCAUAUCAUCAUGGGAGUCAGCUUCCUAGUCUUUAUUUUGGCAUGAUUAUGGAGAACUUUGGUACCCAAGAAGGUUCUCCCUGCUGCUCCAGUCUUCAUCACCAGCUGUGUUGGGUGACUCUUGAACAUUGCCUGUGACUUCUUCAGCAAACCAAACAAACAUAUUUCUGAUGACAUCCCUGAAACCUGUACUGGUGACUUCUGACCAACCUUGUGGGAAACCCUGAGAGCGAUGGUCUGGGAGCCUCACUCACCAGGGCAUCUGAGUCAACAGUGUUGCCAUCAGGGGCUUCUUCUUGCUUUGCUUCUUUUCCUUUCUUUCUUUCCUGAUAGCUUUGUGGAGGUCAAGCUGGGCCGGGCUGCAAAUUACUUCUCACUGUAUAAAACAGUGACUUGCCCUGGCUGUCUAGUUUACAGGCAGCAGUUGGCACCUUUCUGAGAACAGUGCAAAGGCUGAAUGACCCCUUACUUGGCACAGACACAUUCUGCAGACCAGAACUGAUAUAAAUGUUUUAGUGAGGAAUGAGUUACAAAGAGAUAGCUCAGUCCUGGAGUGCUUGUCCUCUCCAGCAUGAGGAGCUGAGUUCACUCCCCAGAACCCACGGACACCAUGGUGACACACACUUAUAAACCCCGUGUAGGGGACAGAAGGAGAAGUGCGUACCUGGGAAUUCCUCAUCAGCCAGACUAGUGGAACUGGUGAUCCAGGAGAGACAGGAUCAAAACACAGUGCUCAUGGCUGAGGAAUGACACCAGAGUUAAAGCUCUGUCUCCAUAGGAACAAGUACGUGAACGAGCACACACGCAUGUGUAUAUGCUCACAUGAAAAUGAUAGACACUGUGGACCAGAUCACAGCCAGUAAAUUCUCAUGAGGCAGUACUGCUGAGAGGGAAUUGGGGUUGUAAAUACUAGUUACGAGAUAUUACUUGGCCUUGUCUUCUGGGCCAGUUUUAUGUUCAUACGAAAAGGGGACAGCACAUGUCUUCUUAGAUGAGUUUCGUAGCACCAUGGCGGAUUCAUAACUUGACAUAAGGACCUCAGGUUACAGUUACUUAUUAGCGUCUGGAUGUGUAUGACGGUAUGUUGCAUCAAACAUGCACUGAAAGAAUUAAUAAAAAUCCGCAAGAGACUCUCAGGAGUGAUCUGUUUGAGCCUCUGCAGGUGCAGCGCUAUUACCUCUCGUCAGACGAAUCCCCAAGAUACAGGUCUCAACUUAAUUACCGUUAGGGGGAUGCGCAGGACCUGAGAGGAGCUGGUCCAGACUUCUCCCAUGGCCUUGCAUCCUGUGGAAGAAGUUUAAGAUGAACUUAAUCACCUGUUUAAUAACUGGAACUAAUCCUGAGAACAUGGAGUCAGAGGUGGAGCUGUCCUUAUCCUAGUAUUCAGUGACAGCCUUGAUCGUCUGCCCCAAUGAUAUACUGAGACAAAGGAGUCUCUGCCUCUAAUGAGAGGUCAGUACGAAGAAAAAGGCUAGUGUGAAGGCAUCAGACAGCUGAUAGGUAAUUCAGGAUCAUAAAUAAGAAUUAAUUAGUAUUCAGAGCGCAGUUCUACCAGCUGAACCAAGUCAUGGUGAGACUACUGGGUGCAGCUGGUAGAGUUUUAAUUUUAUAUUAUUUAUAGUUGUACAUUUUUGGCAAGUGUUUGAGAGCAUAAAGGGAGCCAACAGCUUCUUUUCCUUGUUGGCAGUUGUAUCUCCUUAGGGGCUACUUUUAGGGGUUGGAGAGUUUUAGGAGCCAUGUCUCCACUCUUUGCCGUCUGAUGGUCAAAGGGUCUUUUAGUGUGACAUGACCCAAAACUCAAACUCCAGGGUCUUCAUAGCCUCUCUGAGGCUAUGAGAUUCCUUUAGAGCUGUCCCAUUGUCCUCUACCCUGGAAAUGGCCAACCUGAAGGAAGAUGAACAUAUUGGCUCUCAGCCUAGCCCUUGAUCCUCAUUGUUUUGGGUUUCUAGAAAUCUCAAAAAAUCAGUUACCCCAGAUCUAAUCUGUUAUGUCACUUUCAGGGGUGAACACCUCACGGCCCGGGAUACCCUAAAUGUGGCCAAAUCAAAUUCAGGGACUUUAGUAAAAUAUUAUGGGACAGUUUCGCAAAGAUUUUUAGAUCACUGAACUGUAUGGUGACUUACGUAGAUUGUCCAGUGUGAACUAUUUAGAUCCCUUUGUGUCGCGAUAUCAAAAGAUCGGACACUUCUGAUAAUAAAUGUUGACAGAGACAAAUUUUAAAUCAAUCUUGACUCAGAUAAGACCCCCAUUAAUGAGAAGUUAAAGUUCUGACAAUCACAGAAGAAAUUACAAGCAGUUAUCUUGAGAAACAUAAAUGCAAUUAAGUAAGCUUUUAAAAAAAAUCCAUACCAUUUUAAAUUAACUAUCACAACUUGUGACAUAUGAAAGCUUCUGCUUUUUCCCGAUCUUUUAACAAUCGUUUAGGAUGAAAUUAAUAUAUCAUGAAAUUCUGACCCAUAAGCACAUGCUCUCCUUCAGAAAUGCGUCUCUGUGCCUUCAUGGAGCCAUUGCUGCCUCUUUCUUGGCUGUUUCCAGGCUUUGUUAAUUCCUGCUGUGAUUUGGGCUUCUUUUUAUUGAAGCAAUAAAAACCUGAAAACUUCAUCCUGUUUUCUCUUUUACAAAAUAGGUUCAGACACACAGUAUUGUCAAG